Molecule: messenger RNA, 2278 nt
Organism: Populus euphratica (Euphrates poplar)
Lineage: Eukaryota; Viridiplantae; Streptophyta; Magnoliopsida; Malpighiales; Salicaceae
Product: Vacuolar import/degradation, Vid27-related protein
Exons: 2
Coding region: 158-2062 (634 amino acids)
Cellular component (GO): cytoplasm; nucleus
Molecular function (GO): protein binding
Source: RefSeq, a predicted model, not a curated record
UCUAAUCCAUCAAUCAACACAAAUCUGAAAAUUCCACUCUCUUAUCUUCUCUUCUCUCCGUCAGAUAGAUCAUAUUCCAAACCCACCAGUCUCUCUUUCAUUCAAUUCACUAAUCCGAAGAACAUCAUUUCUCCUUUUCCAAUAUCUCCAAGCAAAAAUGGGAACCUCUCAAAGCCGUGAAGGCCAAGAAUUCUCAGAUACGGAAUCAGAAUACCAAUCAGAAGAAGAAGAAGAAGAAGAAGAAGAAGAAUUCCAUCACGACGCUGUUGAACGCCAGGAAACCCCACAAGCCACUUCCUCGUCCAAAAAAACCCUGGAUGAAAUCGAUUCCAAACUCAAAUCCCUCAAACUCAAAUACCCUUCAAAUUCCCAAACUACCCUCAACACCGUCAAGCUCUACCUCCACAUAGGCGGUGACUCGCCAAAUGCUAAAUGGAUCCUCUCUGAUAAACUCACUUCUUACAAAUUCAUCAAAACUAACGGCCCUGAUGAUUCCGAUUCUGAUCAUGAUGACAAGGAAGGCGAUGGGAAUUCUUUUUGGGUUUUGAAAGUGGGGUCUAAAGUGAAAGCUAGGAUUUCCACGGAAAUGCAACUGAAAAUGUUUGGUGAUCAAAGGCGAGUCGAUUUUGUGAAUAAUGGUGUUUGGGCUCUGAGAUUUUUUAGUGAUGAGGAGUACAGGAAGUUUUUAAGUUUGUUUCAAGAUUGUUUGUUUGAAAAUGUUCACGGGCUUAAUGCUACUGAAGAAAAUAAGUUGAAAAUUUAUUCAAAGGAGUUUAUUGGUUGGCUUAAGCCUGAAAUAGCUGAUGAUUCGAUGUGGGAAGAUGCAGUGGAGGAGAAGGAGGAAGAACCAGUGCGUGUUAAUCAGGAUUUAUUGGAGGAGUUUGAGGAGGCAGCGAAUGGGGGUGUGCAAAGUUUGAGUUUAGGUGCUUUAGAUAAUAGUUUUUUGGUUAAUGAUUUGGGUGUUCAAGUUCUUAGGAAUUAUAAUAAAGGGAUUUAUGGGAAGGGUAUUUGUGUGAAGUUUGACAGUAAUAGGAGUGAAGGGUCUAGUUUGGAGCAAUCUACGCCAAAGAAGGCAAUGUUAAUGAGGGCGGAGACGAAUAUGAUGUUAAUGAGUCCAUUGAAGGAAGGGAAGCCACAUUCAACUGGGAUUAAGCAGCUUGAUAUUGAGACAGGGAAGAUUGUGACUGAGUGGAAGUUUGAGAAAGAUGGGACAGAUAUUACCAUGAGGGAUAUAACAAAUGACACUAAAGGGUCGCAAUUGGAUCCAUCGGAAAGUACAUUUUUGGGGUUGGAUGAUAAUAGGUUGUGUCAAUGGGAUAUGAGGGAUAGGAGAGGGAUAGUGCAGAAUAUUGUUAAGGCUGGUGAUUCACCGGUUUUGAAUUGGAGUCAGGGGCAUCAGUUUUCCAGAGGGACUAAUUUUCAGUGCUUUGCCAGUACGGGUGAUGGAUCAAUAGUUGUCGGAUCACUUGAUGGGAAGAUUAGGUUGUAUUCCAAGACAUCAAUGAGGCAGGCUAAGACGGCUUUUCCAGGGCUUGGUUCACCGAUCACUCAUGUGGAUGUUACAUAUGAUGGUAAAUGGGUGUUGGGGACAACUGAUACGUAUUUGAUCCUCAUUUGCACCCUGUUUACAGAUAAGGAUGGAAAGACUAAGACUGGUUUUGGUGGUAGAAUGGGAAAUAAGAUACCAGCCCCAAGAUUAUUGAAGCUGACUCCUUUGGAUUCACACUUGGCUGGUGCGAAUAAUAAGUUUCACGGUGGCCAUUUCUCAUGGGUCACCGAGAAUGGUAAACAAGAGCGUCACCUAGUCGUGACAGUGGGCAAGUUCAGUGUGAUAUGGGAUUUCCAGCGGGUGAAGAACAGCGCUCACGACUGCUACCGAAAUCAGCAUGGUCUCAAGAGCUGUUAUUGUUAUAAGAUUGUGUUGAAGGACGAGUCUAUUGUAGAAAGCCGUUUCAUGCAUGAGAAUUAUGCUGUCAGUGACUCCCCAGAAGCUCCACUGGUGGUGGCAACCCCAAUGAAAGUCAGCUCUAUCAGCCUUUCUGGCAAACGCUCACGUGGCUGAAACGGAACCGUCCUUGUUUAUUUCUUUAUUUCUUUUCGAUUUGUACAGUUCAUUUCUGCUAUCUUCAGUUUAACUUACUUCAUUUUCCGCAUCUUCUAGUUGAUUGUGGCUUCUACUUGAAUCUAGUGUGAAUCUUUCAUCUUGUUUUUUUACCAUUAACUCGUGAAUGGUUGUUUUUUAAGGUGAAUAAAUGUAUGAAACUUGGUUUCUUGCAAA